Molecule: messenger RNA, 4371 nt
Organism: Chrysoperla carnea
Lineage: Eukaryota; Metazoa; Arthropoda; Insecta; Neuroptera; Chrysopidae
Product: transmembrane protein 68
Exons: 6
Coding region: 164-1159 (331 amino acids)
Cellular component (GO): membrane
Molecular function (GO): acyltransferase activity
Source: RefSeq, a predicted model, not a curated record
UGUUAAUUAAAAAAAAAAGUCAACAGUAAAUGUUCGAUUGUGUGGAAUGCGGUAAUUACAUUCAAGUACCCGGAAUAACUAAUAGAAAUUGUUAUUAUGUUGAUUUUAAUACAAUAAACAUUAAAAAUAAAAUGUAGGAGAAAUAUUAUUAACAAAAAUAGCAAUGUGGGAGUAUGUAGCUAAUAUUACAAUUCGAAUUGAAAAUAUUAUUGUUGAAUAUAUCGAUAUCGAUUAUUAUCGAUGGCUAACAUGGCUUUUAGCACCGUUAAUUUUAACAUUUUUAUUACCUGGAAUAAUUAUAAUUCUUUUAUAUAUGACUGCCAUAAUUUUAUAUAUUUAUAAAUGGCAUCGAGUUCGAUUAAAAACAGCGUACGAGGAACAAGAUUUAUGGCAAACAGCCAGAAAUAUAGUUGCUAUUUUAUGGGAUGCACAUGGCUUUUUAUGGCAUGGAUUUGAAAUAACCGGCUUAGAAUACAUUCCAAAAGAUUCUGCUGCAUUAAUAAUUUAUUAUCAUGGAGCGAUUCCAGUAGAUUUAUAUUAUUUUAUAGCAAAAGUAUUUUUAUUCAGAAAUCGUUUAAUUCACACGGUAGCUGAUAGAUUUUUAUUUAAUAUUCCAGGGUGGAAAAUUAUUUCUGAAGUAUUGAAAGUCAUACCUGGAACUGUUCAAACAUGUUCAACAAUUUUAAAAGAAGGUAAUUUAUUAGCAAUAUCACCGGGUGGUGUAUACGAAGCUCAAUUUAGUACAUCAUAUGAGUUAAUGUGGAAGAAACGAUUAGGAUUUGCAAAAGUUGCAAUUGAUGCGAAAGUGCCAAUUAUUCCUAUGUUUACUGAAAAUGUGCGUGAAGCAUUUCGUGCUGUGAGUUUAGGAAGGAGAAUAUGGUUGAAAUUAUAUGCUUGGACAAAAUUUCCUUUUGCACCAAUUUACGGUGGAUUUCCUGUUAAAAUGCGAACACAUUUAGGUGCACCGAUACCAUACGAUGAAAAUUUAACGCCUGAAGAAUUACAAACAAAAGUUCAUCAAGCGUUGUCUGAAUUAAUAGCAAAACAUCAACGAAUACCCGGAAGUAUAACACAAUCGUUGAUCGAACGUGUUUAUGUAAGUCCGAAUAAAAAUUUGAAGUUAAUAAAUUCCGACGACAACGAGUUUCACAUAGCAUAAAACAUAAUAAAAAAAACAUUAUGUUAUUUUACUUCUAUGAAGUGUAAGAAAGCUUAUUGUGGCCUAAAUUUGCAUCAUUUCAGUUCCCGGAAACGGUCGUAAUUAAUAAUUUUUUUUAAUAGAAAAAACGAAUUUUUUAUUUUAAGAUAAUCCGUGUACAUGUUUUUUAACUAUCGAAUUGUUUUUAUUAAAGACGAAUUUUUAGAUAUUUUCGAUCUCGGUGAAUCUUGUAAAUAUUACUUCAGCCGGAUGUAAAAAUAUCCGAUGUAAAAGACACAUUAAUGAGAUUGAAGGCUUUAACUUAACCGCAUGGUUGCCAUUUAUACGCACGCAACUAUGAAAUUGCCUUAAUUAAUUAUUAAUUUUUUAUAUUAUUACAAGAUCUUUAAUGUAUCUUUUCCAUAGGAGUUUUAUACGCCCAGUUCUCGGAUUAACAGUAAAAUAAUUAUUCUUUAGCAAGAAUGUAAAGUUUAAAAAUUAUUUAUGUUUGGAAAACAUAGCCGAAAAUUUUGUCUAGGACGUACAGUAUGAUUGCAUUUACUUUUGAACGCUUUUGUCCAUUAAAAAAAUCACAAAUAUAAUUAUAAUACUCAUGCUAGCUCACAAUACGACAGAUUAAUGGCGUUAUAGAGCCUUUUUUUUGUAACGUGCCAAAUAUUUCUUUGUUCGAUUUUCAAUUGUUUUUCAAAAAUGCACAAAAAUUUGAUUUCUAAACAUAAUUAAUAAAUAUCGAUAAACUUAAGGAUAUGGAAGAAAUUUAACCAAUAAAUACCACAGUCGAUUAUGAGAGCUAAUGUUACAAAGUACAGGGUACGCUAUUUUUUAUGCCGGUAUGUAAAAAUUGAAUAACUUCGACAUUUGUUAACCAAUUCACUAUACAUUGAACAUUGUUCAAUCGUGUUAACUCAACGUGCAUAUCGUCGAAAAUAUCGUGGCCAACUAGCAUCGUGACAACAAUAGUUAUCGUUUGGUGUCAAAGUUCGUUACGCAAGGGACAGUGAGAUAUCAGGUACAUGCUGGUCAUCAACGACCAAGGCGUUCCAAUGAACUGGAUGAAGCGAUCAGAGAAAGCAUUGCCCCGAAUCCAAAAGUGUCGUAUCGUCACCGCGCUCAGCAUUUGUUUCCGUUUAAAUUGCAAUUUCCGUAUAACAGCAAGUCUCAGAUCGAAAGAUGCUCGAAAAGGUAAUGGAAAAAAGACAGCUAAAAAGGCACAUUUUGUUUUGGCAAAUAGAGGCGGCCACUUGAUUGCUGUUUUUUUUUUUUUUUUUAACAAAUUUAUUCAAUAUUAACAUACCAAAAUAAAAAAUGGCGCACCCGUUACACUUACAUACAAUUUUCUUGAACUGUUUCAUCUGUAUUUUUCAUAUCUUUCAAGUUUUCUCAUGUGUAGAGUAUGCUUUACACUUAAAAAUAGUUCACACGCUACUAUAAAAAUACAUCAAAUAAUUGCUAAUAUUUUUUACUUUUUUUCGUCUAUGAAACAUAAAAAGGCCUCAUGUAAUGAAGAAUGCUUGAUAGAAGAUUAGGAAAAAUAAAAAUGAAUCUUCUGCGUCAUUUUUUUCUUUUCUAUUAGCUAGAUCUGAUACGCAUUUUCAUCUUCUUUCAAGUAUUCUCGAUGUGAUCAUUUGCAUACUAAAUUGGGUUGUGUACUAAAGUUUUUAAGAACCAUAUUGAAAUACAACCUGUGUUGGACUCAAACCAGUGUCAUAAUAAAGAAUGAUCCAUUUUCAACAUUAUAUUUAAAUGUGUCACCAUUCUGGUGUUUGGUACCAGAAUGUCAUGUACCAAAAUGACGAAAUAUUCCAUUGAUAAACGUAUUUGAUAGAACGGUGAAUCCAUUUAGGAUGUGUUUUUUAAUUUUUUAAUUAAAAAUAACAUAAUCAAUUACCAAAAUUUUAGAUAAAAUUUCUACACAUUUCUGCAUGAAUAGCAUGAAUGAUAUUUAGUUUCAGAUCGUUUAUGAUUUCAGGAUCAUUACCGUAGACCUUUGCCUUCAAAUAUUUUAAAAGAAAAAAGUCAGCAGGCGUUAAAUUGUAAGAUCUUGGCGAUUAAUUAAUGUCUGAUUUACGAGAUAUUAAUGCUUCAAUUUUUAUAGCGUUCAAAUAUUAAAUAUUUUGCCUUUUUCGUUAACCCCAGUGAGAGUGUUCUCACCUGCGGAUACUAUUUCUUAUAGCUAACAUAGGCACUAGCGCAGUCUAUUCUUAUAAUAUCUCUAUGGUCAAAAUACAGGACAUUUUAGUACAAAAUACCAAAAUGACAACACAUUAAAAAAACAUUGAAACUGGAACACCCUUUACAUACAUGUUAAUGGAGUAAAUUAUUUAUUUUUUAAUAAAUUAGAAGACAUAAUCAUAAUAUUUGUACAAUAGAAAUAUUUAUAAAUAUAGAAAUUAUCAAAAAUAUAUUUUAUUAUAUCCUCCGAUAAAAUUUAAUCGUGAAUAUUGUCACAAAUAAGCAAUCGAAUAGAUAGAUAUUGACGUAUAUGAGUAAAAACAAUCAUUCGGCCAAAAUUUGUUUUCUGUGAGAUAUCUAGAAUUAAAAUUUCUUUGAAGAAUUUGAUCAUUCAAAGCUAGAUCAGUGUUACCAUACUAUCAGAUGUUUGUAAGCUUCUAAAGACUCUGGAAGGUCCAAAACUUUGGGUGACUAGUUAUUUUUACUAAUUCGUCAAUUCCGUUUUAACUAAAAAUUACAGGAGUCGAUGUAAGAUCGACCUUCACUCAUCUGGUAACCAGAUGAGACAGAUUAUAGGCUUGCCUGCUAGAAAAUAUUCUUGGAAAAAAUUAAUUGAAUUAAAAAUGGUUAUGAACCCUUUUCGAUAGACAAGAAAGCUAUCUAUCAUAGACGUGUUUAUCAAUCAAUAAAAUUCCAUAAAAAAUAUGUCUCAUCUGGUUAUCAGAUGGGUGAAGAUUGAUUUUACACCGCCUCUUGGACUAAAAGUGAAUAUUGUGUAUAUUAGAAGUAUUGAGCCUGUACUUAAUGGUUAGUGACGUAAUAUUAGCUUAAUAAAAUUUAUAUAAUUUAGAUAGACCUUGUAAUAAGCGACGUUUAUUAUUUUUGAUCCUCAGGUGGAGAAAUUACUAUUUCCAACGUCAAAAAGUAAGACUGUCUAGCCCUUGAACUCAAUGUCAAAUUUUAUAACAUUUCGGACUUACUUUUUGUCGUUUCAAAAAUUGUAAUUUUAUCCCACACACCCAAUUUGUAUUGUUACGUCA